Aplosporella prunicola CBS 121167 is the source of this 615-nucleotide messenger RNA. RefSeq lists its product as uncharacterized. NCBI's taxonomy places the organism in Eukaryota, Fungi, Ascomycota, Dothideomycetes, Botryosphaeriales, Aplosporellaceae. The record is from RefSeq and is a predicted model, not a curated record. Gene Ontology annotation, molecular function: catalytic activity. The annotation marks the transcript as partial. Gene Ontology annotation, biological process: nucleotide metabolic process. The transcript has 3 exons.
CCGCACGCCUGCCCCUUCUGCAGCAUCGCGGCUGCGUACCCGUACGCCACUUCUGACCCGGAAGCAGAAGGCGACGCAGACGCAGACGCAGAUGACGAAGACGCAGAUGCAGGCCCAGACGCAGACCUAGGCUCAGUUGCCCCGCUGCAGCGCUGCGUCCCGGUCGGCGCGGCCGCGGACCCCCAGCUCGUCGACCCCAGCGCGUUUGUCGUGCUGGCUGCGCAGCGCGUGCUCGCGUUUUUGGACAUCUUGCCCAUGACGCGGGGCCAUUUGUUGGUGACGACGAGGCGGCAUAGGGGUAAGGUGGAGGAGUUGGUGGGGCAGGGGGAGGAGGGGCGGGAUCUUGGUUUCUGGCUGCCACUUCUGGCCAAAACCGUUGCUCGAGUAACCGGCGUGACGGAUUACAACAUUGUGCAGAACAACGGUAUCCGCGCCGCUCAAGUGGUUCCGCACGUCCAUUUCCACGUCAUCCCCCGGCCGCCUGCGAAGCCAGAGCUCAAGAACAAGAGCUGGACCAUGUUCGGGCGCGGACAGCGCGACGACUUGGACGACGACGAGGCGGCGGCAUUGGCGGGCGAGAUGAGGCGUGUGCUGCUUGAAGAGGUAGAAAGGCUA